CAACACUGAGGCAUCAUGGCACCCGCCGGAAGACCUGGAGCCAAGAAGGGUAUUUUAGAACGUCUGGACGCCGGGGAGGUUGUGAUUGGAGACGGCAGUUUUCUCAUAACUCUGGAGAAGAGGGGCUAUGUGAAGGCCGGCCUCUGGACUCCAGAAGCCGUGCUAGAGCAUCCCAACGCAGUUCGUCAGCUUCACAUGGAAUUCUUGAGAGCGGGAUCCAAUGUCAUGCAGACGUUCACCUUUUCUGCCAGUGAAGAAAAUAUGGAAAUCAAGUGGGAGGAUGUCAAUGCUGCUGCCUGUGACCUUGCCAGAGAAGUGGCUGGCAAAGGCGAUGCCUUGGUAGCAGGGGGGAUCUGCCAGACAUCAAUAUAUAAACACCGCAAGGAUGAAGCAAGAGUUAAAAAACUUUUUCAACUACAGUUAAAAGUUUUUGCCAGGAAAAAUGUGGACUUCUUGAUUGCAGAGUAUUUUGAGCAUGCUGAAGAAGCUGUGUAGGCUGUGGAAGUCUUAAAAGAAUCUGGUAAACCUGUGGCAGCUACUAUGUGCAUAGGCCCAGAGGGAGACAAGCAUAAUUUGACACCUGGAGAAUGUGCUGUUAAGCUGGUGAAAGCAGGGGCUUCGAUUGUUGGUGUGAACUGCCGAUUUGGGCCCGAGAUCAGCUUGAAGACCUUGAAGCUCAUGAAGGAAGGCCUCCAGGCUGCGGGGCUGAAAGCGCACCUGAUGGUGCAGCCCCUGGGCUUCCACACACCUGACUGCGGCAAGGGAGGGUUUGUGGAUCUCCCGGAAUACCCCUUUGGACUGGAGCCCAGAGUUGCAACCAGGUGGGAUAUUCAAAAAUAUGCCAGAGAAGCCUACAACCUGGGGGUCAGGUACAUAGGUGGGUGCUGUGGAUUCGAGCCCUACCACAUCAGGGCGAUCGCAGAGAAGCUGGCCCCAGAAAGGGGCUUUUUGCCGCCGGCUUCAGAAAAACACGGCAGCUGGGGAAGUGGUCUCAACAUGCACACCAAACCAUGGAUUAGAGCCAGGGCUAGAAGAGAGUAUUGGGAGAAUCUGUUACCGGCUUCAGGCAGACCUUUCUGUUCUUCCUGGUCAAAGCCAGACGCCUAAGAAAUAACAGAACAGAAAAAAAUCCCCCUCAAGGCCCAUCUGGACCCCUUCCUCGCCUUUACCCUAACUCCACCCCGAUGAUUCCGCCACUAAUGUGCUGCAGCCCCUUCAGUUGAAUACCAUGCAUGAGCAUUGCACCCCUGCUGUGGUUAUGCACCGAGGGAUGCUGCAGGGGAUGCAAUGACAAUGAGAGAGUCUCCUUGUUCUCAGUAUUUCCUGUCCAGUAUACUGCACUACAUUGUUUUCCACGUUGUCAAGAAUAGCAAAACUUGUCUUGGGAUGAAUUAAAGACUAAAAAAUAACCAGAAGUCACUGAGCAACAUCCUAGUGAUUAAUUCAGGUAACUAAGCUAGGAACUUGAGAAAGGUGGAGUGGCAUUCUGAACUAGCACACUGAGUCUGCUUUUCUGAAAUGAUCUGUAGAAUGACUCCAAAGGCGUUUCCAAAAGAAAAGAAGCAAAAACUGUUUUGAAAAAUGGAAGGAUUUUGAAGUAAGUGUAUAACUUUCCAAAGUGAUUACUUUCCAAGAUGAUAUACUUAAAGGUGUGAGGCUCCAGAAUUUUUAAUGUUUUUAUAAUCAUGAAUAACUAGAUUGUAAACUAUUUAGGAGCAAGGACAAUGAGAUAACAUCUUAUAUUUUUCCUUAUAGUAUUUAUCAUUGUGCUAGGCAUAAUAAUAGGUGCUCAAUGAAAUACCUAUUCUUUAAAAUAAGUAAAAACAAACAGUUUUAGAAGACCUUUUUAAAAGUUAAUGUUCAAGUCUAUCUUGGUCUAAUAUUUUCUUGGUUUAUCUCUAUGUUAUUUUCUAUGAUUUCUCUCUGUUUUUCAAAAUAAUGUAUCAAUUUGUGACAAUUACUAGAAGUAAAGAUCAUUUACCUUUUAUAGUGUUUGAUUAUUUACAAUUUCAUGGAUAUUCUUUGAAAUAAUAACAACAAACAUUUAUUAUUUAUGUCCCAGGCUUUUGCUUUUCUUUCUCUCUCACUGUGAGAGUGGAUGCUCACACAAUAAUAGCUUGCUUAGUAGAUAAAGGUUA
Molecule: messenger RNA, 2138 nt
Organism: Pteronotus mesoamericanus
Lineage: Eukaryota; Metazoa; Chordata; Mammalia; Chiroptera; Mormoopidae
Gene: BHMT2
Product: betaine--homocysteine S-methyltransferase 2
Exons: 8
Biological process (GO): L-methionine salvage
Cellular component (GO): cytosol
Molecular function (GO): S-methylmethionine-homocysteine S-methyltransferase activity; zinc ion binding
Source: RefSeq, a predicted model, not a curated record